UUAAACCUCAGGAGAAGAAGAUUAGUUUCACCGCGCUCUCUGUUGUGUUGUCACGUUGUUUCUGUAAAUAGAAAACACAGUUUUUGAGUCAGGUCAGUAAAUACCUGUAAUAUUCUCAUCCUCACAGUCGAGACUAAGUGUUGAAUCAAGCAGGAAUAUCUGGAAAAGUAUCAUCUGAACUGAGAUCUGCUGCUGUGAAGAUGGAGUUUGUUAAAGAGGAGAGUGAAGAGAACACGAGAGAACCAGAAACCUGGAGAAUAAAACACGAGGAAACAGAAACCCGGAGAAUAAAACACGAGGAGCCAGAAACACAGAUAAUAAAACAUGAAGAACCAGAAACCCGGAAAAUAAAACAUGAAGAACAAGGAGAGUAUAUUGAAGAAAAUGUGGAGAAAGAAUUGGAAGUUGAGGAGAGGAAUCAUAUUAAAACUGGAGAAAACCCGUCAACUUGCUCUCAAAGAAACAAAUUGUCAAGAAAAAAUGGUCUUGAUGUUCACAUGAAAUUGCACACUUGUGAUCAGUGCGGGAAGAAUUACACACGAAAAGAUCGCCUUAGAGCACACAUGAGGGUUCACACUGGAGAGAAACCGUUUAAUUGUGAUCAGUGCGGGAAGAGUUUCACACGAAAAGAACUACUUACAGCACACAUGAGAGUUCAUACUGGAGAGAAACCGUUUAAUUGUGAUCAGUGCGGGAAGAGUUUUUCACUAAAAGGACUACUUACAGCACACAUGAGAGUUCAUACUGGAGAGAAACCGUUCACUUGUGAUCAGUGCGGGAAGAGUUUCUCACAAUUAUCACAUCUUUAUGCACACACAAAUGUUCACACUAGAGAGAAACUGUAUGCAUGUGAUCAAUGUGACAAAAUGUUUUUGAGGGCUUCACACCUGAAGCAGCACCUGAGAGUUCAUACAAAAGAGAAACCACAUUCAUGUCAUUUGUGUGGAAAGAGUUUUUCACGUCUACAACAUUUGAAAGGGCAUCAGAAAAUACAUACUGGUGUGAGAGAGUACAUGUGCUUUCAGUGUGAAAAGACUUUUACUACAGCGACCAAUUUAAAACUGCAUGAGAGUAUCCACACUGGAGAGAAACCUUAUAAGUGUUCACACUGUGACCAAGGCUUCACUUAUUCAUCAAAUCUGAUAACACAUGAGAGGAUCCACACUGGAGAGAAACCUUACAAGUGUUCAUACUGUGAACAGAGAUUCAGUCAGUCAGGAGCUCUGAAAACACAUGAGAGGAUCCACACUGGAGAGAAACCCUACAAGUGUUCACAUUGUGACAAGAGAUUCAGGGAUUCAUCAAGUCUGAUAACACAUGAGAGGAUCCACACUGGAGAGAAACCCUACAAGUGUUCACAUUGUGACAAGAGAUUCAGGGAUUCAUCAAGUCUGAUAACACAUGAGAGGAUCCACACUGGAGAGAAACCCUACAAGUGUUCACAUUGUGACAAGAGAUUCAGGGAUUCAUCAAGUCUGAAAACACAUGAGAGGAUUCACACUGGAGAGAAACCGUAUCACUGCACUGAAUGUGGGAAGUGUUUCAGUAAUACAUCUUCUCUACACAAACAUACAAAAAACAAUCACAGCAAGUAGGUCAUCUUCAGAUUUGAUGCUGCCUCCCAGUACCGCCACUCCCUAUACGCAGAGUACGCAGAGAGAAACUCCCUUUCUGAUAUUGCUCCACUAUUUUUCACCGUAGCAUUGGGGGAAUUGGUGAUCCUCUACCCAUCUUGACCUCUGAGAGACACUGCCAUUCUGAGAGGCUCUUUUUAUACACAAUCAUGUUGCAAUUGACCUAAGUUGCAAAUUGGUCAUCCAGCCGUUCCUUAUAUGUACAUUUAACUUCUCCUGCCUCUUAUUGCUACCUGUACCAACUUUUUUGGAAUGUGUAGCUCUCAUGAAAUCCAAAAUGAGCAAUAGUUGGCAUGACAUUUCAAAAUCUCUCACUUUCAACAUUUGAUAUGUUAUCUAUAUUCUAUUGUGAAUCAAAUAUAAGCUUAUGAGAUUUGUAAAUUCUUCAUUCCUUUUUUACUCACAAUUUGUCAGGUUUGUAGAUGCAGGAUAUACUGUCAUGUUGAUUUGUAAUUGAUCUGUUUUGCUUCUCUUGUAAAAAAGGAUCUAAAUGGAUUAAAUGGGCCUUCUUUCAGUAAAGUAAAAAAAGGAAUACUGUUAAAGAACCAGCCUGAUGUGCAGUAUCAUAAGAAUAGUAAUACCGUUUAAACCUUAUUAACGCUAGAACCGCCAUGGGGUCAAUCUUACCCUUUGCUGUUUUUCAAAUGUACUGAAAGGAAUUAAAUUAUUUCCUUACAAAAUUAACUCCCCAAGCCAAAACUCAGGAGCUCACAGAAAACAGAUACCAUUCUGCCAUGCAAUAAAACAAUAAAACUGAUCUGGAAAAGAGAUCUUCAAGGAGUGCAAACAACA
Carassius auratus (goldfish) is the source of this 2426-nucleotide messenger RNA. Its product is annotated as zinc finger protein 664-like. Gene Ontology annotation, cellular component: PcG protein complex; chromatin; transcription regulator complex. Gene Ontology annotation, molecular function: DNA-binding transcription factor activity, RNA polymerase II-specific; RNA polymerase II cis-regulatory region sequence-specific DNA binding. Gene Ontology annotation, biological process: regulation of transcription by RNA polymerase II. Lineage: Eukaryota; Metazoa; Chordata; Actinopteri; Cypriniformes; Cyprinidae. The record is from RefSeq and is a predicted model, not a curated record. The transcript has 2 exons. Bases 201 to 1595 code for a protein of 464 amino acids.